CUCAAUUGUAUGCAAACGUCGCAUUUUGUUUGUAUCCGGCCACUCACGUCAAAUCAGCCUUGAGCGACAGAAAAUAGCCAAACAAUAUGGCGGGAUCUAGCCUGGUGAGGGUAAAGCUUGUAUCAGUGGCUUUCAUGACGAUUGCUCUGGGGGUCAUCUUACUCCAGUUUGCUUCUAACGUUCACGAGAAGUCAUGGCAACGCAUCCUAGCUGGAUGUGCCGGGAUAAUCAGCGUACUGAUCUCUACUGUGUCAGUAUGGAUGACGUUGCAGCGGAUAUCGUACGGACAUGGUCUCAUUUCAGUCUACUCCCAUUUCCUCCUCAUGAUGCUGAUGGUCUUCACCCGCUAUCCAAAGGUCAAGAGGUGCAAAGCUGCUUGGAAGGACCCCCGAAAAGCUCAGGAAGACUACUUGAAAACUAUCCUCAAGGCAAACCUGAACACAGACUACGCGAGAGAUUUCGGACUCGCGUCAGUGACGUCAUUGACGGACUUGAAGAAGCAGCAUCCAUUGACGACUUACGAACGUUACAGGCCGUACGUUGAUCGUAUGGCGAAAGGUGAGCGCAAUGUCUUGACGGGUGAACGCACUGAGAGGUUGGCUCUCACUUCAGGCACCACCGGGAAGUCCAAGAUGAUACCAUACGGUAAAUCUUUAAUGACCAUUUACUCUCAACUCAUUGCGUUAAGCAUUGAGCUUCGGGUUAACGCGUUCGGUAUGGGUAAUUUUCUACAGCGAGAAACCACCUUGUACACGGCGCCAAAGCUGAGAUAUACCGAGGCUGGUAUUCUGAUGGGACCUGCGUCCAUGAUUCCGCCAUCCAUGAAAGUUAUUCUGGUGAUCUAUUCGUCUCCAGCAGAUGCCUUCCAGAUAGAAGAUCCUAUCGACUCCAUUUACGUGCAUCUCCUGUUUGGACUCCGGGACAGAAACCUCCGCUCUCUAAACUGCAACUUCACACCCGCGCUGAUAUCCGCAAUGCGAAUGGUUGAACAACGCUGGCCCGAUAUCGUUCGCGACACCGAGAUCGGGACGGUCACGACUACAAAGGUGUCACCACAGAUUCACCAAGCCCUCGUGAGAGCGAUGGAUGGUGGUGAUCCGGAGCGAGCUGCGGAGCUGAAGAAGGAAUUCGAGAAGGGCUUUGAGGGCAUACUGAAAAGGGUUUGGCCAUACAUGACACACGUACAAGCAAUCGAUCCUACUGGCGUAAAAGAGAUGCUCCUGAAAUCAUAUGUAAAAGGUUUACCACUUUUCGGUCAUUCCCUAGUAGCCACUGAAGGUAUCCUUGGUAUUAACCUAUGGCUGCAUAAUCAGGGUAAGGAUGAAUUCGUUCUCAUGCCAAACGUCUGCGUCCUGGAAUUCAUCCCAGAAGAGAAUAUAGAUGAAGAUCAGCCGGAGACACUUCUCAUGGACGAACUCGAAGUCGGAGGCGUGUACGAGAUCGUCAUCACACAGAUAUUCGGUAUCUAUCGGUUUAGAUAUGGUGACGUCAUCAAGGUUAAGCGAUAUCACUUCAAUACACCCGUAGUUGAAUUUAUGUACCGAUCAGGUCAGAUCCUUAAUGUCCACUCCGAGAAGCUUGACCAAGGUACGGUGAAGAGCGCCAUCGAAGCUGCUCUAGGUCACUGGUCAAACGUGAAGCUAGAGGAAUACGCUGUAGCAGAGAGCAUGCUUCUAGAUGAGCUUGUGAUGGGGGAAGCCGACCCUUGUCCGUACUACUUAGUGUUCCUGGAACUUGACAAGGCUCCCGAUGAUAUGAACAACAUCUCCCUCGAGAAGGUUGAUGAAGAGCUCUGUCAGCAUUCCUUCUCAUACAACUCAUUCCGUGAGAAGGGAAGCAUUGCCCCUCCUUUGGUGCACAUCGUGAAACCCGGCACAUUUGAUCGUCUGCAUGAUUUCAUCCUGGAUAACAGUACAACGACUGCAAACCAGUACAAGAUACCGAGGAAGCUUCGAACCACGGCUACACUUGAACUUAUGCUUGACAGCUCUAUCCGCAGUAAUGACAGUCGUUAAGCCUUGUUAUGAUUAUAUUUUUGUUAAGGGCUUAGAAACAUUGUAGCAAGUGCUUUAUAAAUGAAAUAUAUUAUAAUUAUUAUUAUUGUUAUAGAUAUGAAGCGGCAAACCGCGGCUGUCUUUUAAUGAUGACGUAAUUUGUAAUACGCUUCACACUUCUGUAUCACACCAUCCUAAGUAAAUAUACGUUAGACCUUUGUUGCGCUUAGUUGCUAUUCAUUUACACGUGUCAUUUCUUAUAUAACUUGGAAAUAUACCUUGGAAGUAGGCUUUUAAAGUUAAAACCUUGUUUGCCUCUCGUUGAUAUUAGGAUGAAGAAUCCAUAUUGGGACUUACCGCUCUUUGGGUGGUAUAAGGGGUGGCAGGUUCCCUCGCCCCUCCCAAUGUGAGACUUUGUAGAUAUAUUACUUUUCGUCUUUCUUCACUGCCCAACUUUUUCACGCGUUUGUCUGAGUGGUUGUCUCUGUUUUUUAACCAGUAAAUAUUAUUGUGUUGUGAAAGUUGCAUUUAUUUAAAGCUAAGUGCAAAAAAGCAUUAUGUAUCUCGUUUCUACAUGAUCCGAAAUAGUUUGUAUUUUUUCUCUAUGUAGUCAACAUUAAAACUAAAUCAUAUAUUCGCUUUGUAAUGAAACGGUGUCGGUGUGGGGCUGUAAACGAUGGCACCCACCCCCCAAAAAGUUCACUAGUUAUUGAACUUUACUGACAACUGUGACGAAUCAAAUGGGAUUAUUAUAAGAAAAUCUGGAGAUAGUCUCUAAACUGUUUCAGAUUACCCCUUUACUCCUCCCUAUCCACCAGGGGCCCGUUUCUCGAAACCAACGGCAAGACAGUCAUAACUUUGUCCGCCAACUACGAAGAUGUCUCUGGUCUUCCUUAUUCGUUACACGAAGAGCUUACUUGCUAGUAUCUCGUGAAAUCAAUACUAUCAACGAGAAGAGGAGCCAAGACAUAGCCUAAGUCGCAUUUCCACCGAAUUAAAAAAAAAACGUAAUUUUAGGAAAACUGCAAUUAUUUAGUUGAAUUAGGAACAUAAAAAAAGGUUGAAAAUGCAUUGUAGUAUCAGGGAAUAAAUUAUGUGUGGUUAGAUUAUGACAUAAAACUACUUGUAAGAUAUAACUGAGUAUUUCAUUUAAUGACCGGUGAAUCAGUGUUUUAUAUUAGAUGGGUACCCCCCCCCCCCCGAUACUUUCAUUUGAUAGUUUUUUUUUAAUACACCCUUAUAAUAUUCUUAGUGUAACUACGAUGUUAUGACAGUUUUUGUCCAACGUUUUAGGCUUCAGAACAAUAUUAAUAUGAAGAAACAUUCCAAACGUUAAAACAGAUGUUUAAACCAUUCAGUUUACACAUUUGAAGAUGAAUUUAUUUAGAAAUUAAUAUGGGUAUGAAAACUAGAUAAUACACUUCUAACUAUGGCUUGCCUGCCGUGGCAGAUUAAUUAUUCCUUCGAGGAUUUUAUAAGUGGAAAUAAACGCGUAUAAUCAAAGUAGAAAAAGCUUUAGAUAUAAACAUAAGAUUUUCAAAUAUAAAAAAAGGAUAACUCUGUUUGAGUGAACAGAUCAUAGCUAGUGGGUUACUUGUCUUUUUUUUGCCAGCCACAGUUUACUCUAUAAAUAACAUGUGAUGGCGCUGCCCAUGGACUAAAACGUUAUGACGGUGUCGGAGGUGUCAUAACUUCUUAGUCAGGAUGUUUUCGUUGAUCUUGGCAAAGAGGGAUUCGUGAAACACGUGGCGGACAAGUAGCUUACUAACGCUGAUUUAUUCAAGAAGUUAGACUUAUGACAGUUUAGAGAAACGGGCCCCAGAUACUCCCCUGUAUACAAACAUCCUCACAACAAGAAGAAAAAAGCAUACACAAAUUGAGUAAUUUUUUGAAACAUUUAUUAAGAAAAUUUCAAGUAAUACAGUUCAUCGAUAACAUCAUCUUGACAUCCAUCUCUUCCCAUUCGCAAUACAAUUGAAAAGGAUUAUUUCUUCUACAAUAAUUGAUACAUCUUUAUAAUCCCAUUCUUUUCUCAGUUAGCACAUAUUUUUAUACAAUUUGUGGUUCUGGCAAAACCCCAUCUACGGCAGGACAUAAAAAUGUAUACACCACAUUUAUAAAGUUUCAUUCUAUUUUACUGGCCAGCAGUAUAUUAUUGCUUGAAAGUAGUAUUUUAUAUACUAUACUGUUUCUAAAAUGCUUAAAAAACUGAAAUACUAUGAUAAAACGUAAUGGUGAAAUGAACUGAAAUGUACUGUUUCUAGACUUGUUCUUAUGCAGCUAUAAAUACCAUGUUUAAACCUAUAAAACUGUCUUUUUUUAAAUCAAUUAAAUACCCUUUCAAAAGUGCCACACAUUCACAAAAGAUAAGUUUGAAAUGUGCCCACUUGAAAUUAUUGCUCGAAUUGACAUGUACACACAAUAUAGUGUAGCAUUGCAAAUUACAAUGAUUAUACACAUGACUAG
This is a messenger RNA of Strongylocentrotus purpuratus (purple sea urchin), 4460 nucleotides long. RefSeq names its product probable indole-3-acetic acid-amido synthetase GH3.9. Lineage: Eukaryota; Metazoa; Echinodermata; Echinoidea; Camarodonta; Strongylocentrotidae. Gene Ontology annotation, molecular function: acid-amino acid ligase activity. The record is from RefSeq and is a predicted model, not a curated record. Gene Ontology annotation, cellular component: cytoplasm. The coding region runs from base 87 to 2015 and encodes 642 amino acids. The transcript has 7 exons.